This is a messenger RNA of Camelina sativa (false flax), 504 nucleotides long. NCBI's taxonomy places the organism in Eukaryota, Viridiplantae, Streptophyta, Magnoliopsida, Brassicales, Brassicaceae. The record is from RefSeq and is a predicted model, not a curated record.
AUAGCUGCAGAUGGAGAAAAGCAAGACGCAUGCGAAGCACAAAAAGAGAUGAGCAAGAAGCUCUCUGCUUCUGCGCCGCCGUAUACCCCAACAACCAUUCCAAUUUUUGGAUCGAUUGCAGUUCCAGGAUUCAAAGACCACGGUGGAAUCCUUCCCUCUCCAUUGAAUAUGCCACCAAUGCUUCCUGUUAACCAUGUCCGCAGAUCAACUCCUCAUCAGUCUGUAACAGCUCGAGUUCCCUAUGGACCUAGGCUCUCAGGUGGUGGUUACAAUCGAUCUGGAAACAGGGUUCCGCGUAACAAACCAAGCUUCCCCAAUAGCACUGAGUCCAAUGGUGAGGCUAAUCAAUUCAAUGGCCCAAGAAUAAUGAACCCCCAUGCGGCUGAGUUCAUACCUAGUCAACCUUGGGUUUCUAAUGGGUAUCCAGUGCCACCAAAUGGCUAUUUAGCAUCCCCAAAUGGAGCAGAAAUAACACAGAAUGGGUACCCGCUGUCGCCUGUAGCA